Dermatophagoides pteronyssinus (European house dust mite) is the source of this 3052-nucleotide messenger RNA. RefSeq names its product NFE2 like bZIP transcription factor cap-n-collar (gene cnc). Gene Ontology annotation, molecular function: RNA polymerase II cis-regulatory region sequence-specific DNA binding; DNA-binding transcription factor activity, RNA polymerase II-specific. Gene Ontology annotation, biological process: regulation of transcription by RNA polymerase II. Gene Ontology annotation, cellular component: nucleus. NCBI's taxonomy places the organism in Eukaryota, Metazoa, Arthropoda, Arachnida, Sarcoptiformes, Pyroglyphidae. The record is from RefSeq and is a predicted model, not a curated record.
AUAAAAGGCUAAGUAGAAAGAAAGAUUUGAAUUCAAUUCCAAUCAUUUUUGAAUGAUUGAAUCGCAUUCUCAAGAUAUAUUCAUUCUGUUUGUACGAUUGAAGUUGAACGAUCAUUGUCUCAUUCGUCUGUUUUUUUGUUCGUUGUUCAGCUGUAUGUAUUGGAGUGUGUGCUGUAUGUUUCAUCAUUGUCAUCGAUUAUACCCGGUGUCUAUGCGAUUCAUACAUAUUGAAUUCUAAUUAAGAAAUUUAAUUUUUGCAAAUUUAAUUCGAAUAAUCAAUAACAAUGGGCCAACCAAAGAAAACAUCGACAUUGGCCGAAUGGUUUUAUAUUGCUUUAUUGUUGACAGCCGUACGACCACCUGAUCAUCAUCAACUUUCAUCAUUAUUACCUUAUCGACGUUCAUUGUUACCUAAUCUUCAUUUUGGUAUUGAUGAUCGUAAUAAUGGACCGAUUAGUGUAGAAAAUUUCUAUUAUAAUGAUGAUAUUCAUUCAUUACAUUUGAAUGGAAUUUCACAUAAUCAACAUUUUCGUACAAAAUCUUCGAUAUUAUUAAGUGAAACACUAGAUAUUCUUGAUGAUCUGAAUUCAUUAGGAAGAUAUUCUAAUUUACAUCAUCAUCCGGAUCAUCAUAGUUCAAAUUUAAUUGCAUUUCCCGUUAGCGGUGGAUUUUCCUCCAAUGUAUUCAUCAAACAAGAAAAUGAUGAAAUUGGCAAUCACUUAUCAUCGUCAAACGUUAAUUUGAAUUCAAGAAUAAAUGAUGAUAAUAGUUCAUUAUCAAUUGAUCCUGAUAUUCUAAAUCAAAUAGAUUUUGAGCUACGAAAUUAUCCAUUCAAUGAUGAUGAUACAAUAUGGCCAAAUCUUAAUGAUGAUCCAUUGAUUCAAGCUGAAAAUUAUUCAUCAUUGUUUAAUGAUGAUAUUGAUAAUAAUAAUAAUAAUAAUAAUGAUCGACACCUGGAAGAUAGAUCCAUUGAUGAUAAUGGAAAUGAAUCAAAAUCAAACGAGAAUUAUCAACAACAACAACGAGAAAUUAUUGAAGACAAUAAUAAUAAUGUGGAUGAAUCAUUUGAUGAAUUUUUACUCGGUGAUCAAAUUUUACCUAUUCUUGGUUCCGGUGAUAAUGGUGAUGUUAAUGAUUUAUUUGAUGAACUUGAAUUAUUAUUAUCGAAUGAAACCGAUUCAUAUGGUGGUAGCCAUCCUGAAUGGCCAUCAUAUAAUGGAUAUCAAUCGAAUCCUACUCCAGCAACCGCAACCGAUGAAAAUGGCCCCGAAUAUCCAAUAUAUGACAUUACACAAAAUUGUAAUCUUUAUGAACAAGGUUCCAAUGGGCAACUUCUUAAUAAUUGUUCCGGGCCCUAUUAUUGCAAUAAUAAUAGCAGCAAUAACAAUGAAAAUGAAAACAAUUUCGGUGCCGUACUUUAUUCUUCAUUAACUACAUUGUCAAAUGGUCAAGAUCAUUUGAAUUCCGAAUCAUCUUAUAAUGGAUUCAAUAAUGGUGUUACCAUCAGCGAUGCCAAUACUUAUAUGAACAAUGUAUCAUUUCCAGCAAAUAAUUCCGUGCCUGAUUGUUUCUAUACUGGCUAUAUUGAUGAAUAUAAUAAUUCUAAUAAUUAUUCGACUGAUAUCAAUCAUCAUGGACAGAAUUUCGAAUAUAAUUCCAUUCCAACACAGUCCACGCCUGUUACCUCAACACCUGUUACACAAAACUUACUCAAUAAUAACAAUCCAGAACAACAGCAAAAAUUUGCCCAUACAAACACUGAGGAUUGUUUUGAUAAAAGUAGUGAUUCCGCCGUAUCAUCAAUGAGUUCCGAUCGUGUUCUUUCUUUAUCAGAUAAUGAUUUAAUUGAAACUUCAUCUGAAUCUUCAUCAUAUAAUUGUGAAAUGAAUAAUCUUCCCGGUGGUAAUAAUAAUUCAGCUGCAAAGAAAAAAUAUCGCCUGUUUGGUAAAAACAGUAUUAACAGUAAUAAUACUGCUGUGAACACCAAUGAAGAUAGUGGCAAUAAAAAUGACGAAAGUAAAAGUAUCGUACAAUUGACCGAUUAUUAUGGCGAAUAUCCCCCGAUUAAUUAUCUUUAUUCAAACUCUGCCUCAUAUUCUAUGAUUGAUUCCAACGAUAUUGGCCAAUAUAAUUCAAUCAAUUAUUAUCCAGCAACUGCUGUACAACAUAAUCAUACCUAUGCUCAAUUGUCUAAUAAUGCACCGAUACAUUCAUCAAUGUCUAGUACAAGCAUGUCUUGUUCAUCUUCGAAUGAUUGGAUAAAACAGGAAAACGUCGAAGAUGAUUCACAGAAUGAGAAUAUAGACGAUAAACAAAAAUCAAAUCGUCAUUCAAAAUCACGUACCAGUAGUAUCAGUAGUGAUAAAGAACUUAAUCAUUUUAAUCGUGAUGAAAAGAGAGCUCGAGCUUUAAAUAUUCCAAUCACAACUGAAGAUAUUAUCAAUCUACCGAUCGAUGAAUUCAAUGAAAGAUUGACCAAAUAUGAAUUGACUGAAAUUCAAUUGUCGCUCAUCCGUGAUAUACGACGACGAGGUAAAAAUAAAGUUGCAGCUCAAAAUUGUCGAAAACGUAAACUAGAUCAAAUAAUGGGAUUACAAUCCGAAGUGGACACCAUGUAUUCUCAAAAAGGUUCCUUGGAAAGUCAAUACAAUCAAUUGUUAAUGGUUCGCGAAAUGGCUCGCGAUAAAUAUAAUAAACUCUAUCAUUUUGUUGUCGAAGCAUCAUCAUCUCGACAAACAUUUCUAGAAUUAUCAUCUAGUCCACCGGAUUUUCCACUGAAAGAUUCAUCAUCAAACGAAAUCCAAAUUAAUGAUAAUUCAACCGGUGGCUUCAUUGUGACGAAUGCAACUACAAUAUCGGUACCUCCUGUUCCCAUUUCAUCCUACGGUAUUGAUGAAUUCGAAGGACAACAAAAAUAAAAAAGAAUUUAACCAUUUAAACAAUAGGAAAAUUCUUUUCAAUUAUUCAACAUAUUUAGCAUUUGGCUUAUACGUAUUGCUUAAUUUUGAUCUAUUCAAGCAAAAUUUUUGUACGGAAUGGAAAAAUGAAUAUU